AUGUCGUCUGCUCUGUACCAGAUCGCCGAGCUCACCGGUGCUAACUACCAGCACUGGGCCUCCGACAUGCAGAACUAUCUCAUGGCGCAUUCGCACUGGACUGCGAUCGUCAAUCCUCGUCCUACUCUUUCUGCGACCCCGAGCGCUCAGCAGCUCAGCGACGAGAAGGCCUGGGUCGACCACGACAUGCAGGCUAUGGGCUGCAUUAAUUUGCGCCUCUCUAUGUCUAUUCGCUCCAAUACCUCGGACCUCACGACCGCCGCCGCCAUCUGGCAAAGGCUGAAGAAGGACUACGGUUCUCUCGCUCUAGGCAACGUCUACCACGAGUUCUCUGCUCUGCUGGCGACGAACAUUCCUGGCAACUCGCACCCCGCUCCCGCGCUCAACAAGAUGCAAGCGCACUGGGACCGCCUCAAGGAGGUCAAGGUCGUUUCGACCUCCGCCCUCGCUACGGCUCGAUCCCAUACCGCUACUGCCAGCAUCUCCGCCGCGGGUUCUACCGCGAUUCCUGCCACUGAGCCGCUCCCUGAGUGGCUCCUCGCUAUGUUCAUCAUCGCCAAGCUCCCACCGCAGAUGUCGUUCAUCAGCCAUCUGCAGCAGCAGAAGCAGCCCGCCGAACUCGACGUCGACGACAUUCGUCGUCAAGUCAUCCUCGCCUAUGACCAGAGGCAGCUCCACGCCUCGUCAAGCAAGAAGCCGAACGACACCGCCAACAAGCUUAGCGCUGUCAAGCGCAAGCAAGGCGACCAGUCUUUCUCCCAGCAGCAGCGCCCUAACGGGCAGCAGCAGCAGAAGCAGCAGUCCUCGCAGUCGCAGCAGCGCCCUCAGGGGCAGCAGCAGCACUCGGACAAGCGCCGUCGCGGUCGCUCUGGCCGUGGCAAGGGCAAGGACAAAGGCAAGGGAAAGGCGUACGUCGCCGACUGCGACCACAAUGUCACUAUGGCAUCUGUGGCAGUCGCCGCUGACGAACCUAAGCCGGCUUCACGCCGUGCUCCCUCACCGUACGUCGCCGAUCGUCGCAUGUUCAAACCGGUUGUGAAGGUGACUGAACCCUCCACCAUUUACCCUAGUGUGAAUGGCGCGCUGAAGCUUGCUCGCGACUUAGGGAUCAGGCCCACGCCCGAGCAACUGCGGGUCCUCGAAGCCACCGUUGAACAACGUCGCAUCCAGACCCUCAACGAGGAGCGCGACGCCCUCCGUGCCGCCACGCUCAAACACUUACUCGAGUGCCCUGAAGAGGACACCUUCGAAAACCAUCUCGAGCGUAAGCGCCGGAUCGAGGCCGUCAACAGGCUCAAAGGGACGUGGCACUACGCCUACUGCGAAGCCGAACCCCCAUGCCGGACGCAGGCAGACCACAAUUUCUGUCCUGCCAUUGAACCAUUCUGCACAGCGGAGACGCCCUGUCGCACCUUUGCCGAGCACAAGAAGUGUCCGGCCCUCGGUCUCUCCUCCGUCCCAGCGACAACGAGACCAGCAGGCGCGACGGGAGCAAGCCGAAGCCCCUCACCCGGUACCAGCUCGGAUUCUUCGCUUCGAGGAGUUCCCCCCACUCCGCCAUUCCGCGGAACGAGCGACUCGAGCGAUGAGGAAUGCGGAACAGUCAGCGCGGAUUGGAGCCUGGCAAACGGCUCGCCGACCUUCGACUCCGACGAGGAGGCCCUCCGCGCCUUCAAGCGCGUCCGCCUCUCUCCCUCCUCUAACAAAGGAUCAUCUGACUCCUCUUGGACGUCCAGCCGGCCCAACCUUAUGGACCGGAUUUCGCCGCGCCCCACCGGCACCUCGUCAACGCCGCUCGCCGAGCGAAUCUCCUCGCGAGCGCCGACGCCCGAAUACGUCCCUCCCGACGCCUCCGACGACGAAUGCGACGACUUCGUCAGCAUUGGGUCGCGGAAUGAAUCACCUCUGGGAGAUGAUCCAGGACAUGCUGGACCGUCCCGAUGGUCAGGCAUGAUUGUCGAUGACGAUGAGGAUGUUGGCCGCAUGUAA
Molecule: messenger RNA, 1989 nt
Organism: Punctularia strigosozonata HHB-11173 SS5
Lineage: Eukaryota; Fungi; Basidiomycota; Agaricomycetes; Corticiales; Punctulariaceae
Exons: 2
Coding region: 1-1989 (662 amino acids)
Source: RefSeq, a predicted model, not a curated record